UCCAAUAAAACCUCUCCCCACCUCAAAAACAAACCUUUAACGAUGAACAACGUCGAAUCCGAACAAAAAUCAAUACACGAUGAUAAACUCUGCGGCGAGUGCAAGCUGAAUCCAUGGAAAUACAAAUGCCCAGGAUGCUCAAUUCGAUCAUGCGCCCUCCCUUGUGUCAAAGCUCACAAGAAGCGAACCGGCUGUACCGGAAAAAGAAAACUCACCGACUUCGUUCCCCUCUCCAAGUUCGACGACAAUCUCCUCCUCUCCGAUUACAAUUUGCUUGAGGAGACGAAGAGAGUGGCGGAGUCUGCUCUGAGAAGGAGACAUCAGUUAUGUAAAAACCCUCACUUUAGGUUUAGGUUACCUAAUGAUCUUCGGGGCCUUCAGGUUGCUGCUGGUAGCCGCGGAACUAAGCUCUGGUUUCUCCCUGGUGGGAUGUUGAAGAGGGACAAGAACCAGAGUCGUUACGAUAACCGGAGGAAGUGCAUUCAUUGGACAGUUGAGUGGCGGUUUCACUCUACAGAUGUUGUUCUUGUCGACCAUGGUGUUGGUGAAGAUACAAGCCUUUGCUCUGUGAUUGAGAAUCAUCUUAAGCCAGGUCCUUGGAUUCACAAGCUCAAGCCUUUUUGUGACGUGGAUCUUGAUUCUCUCAAGCUUUUUAUACGCACAUACCCCAAGGGUGUAAAGGUUCCUUUCAAGGAGCUGGACAUUAAGGGUCCCGUGAGGCAGCAGCUUGCUCAAGUAACUAUCUUAGAGUACCCGGUGAUCCAUGUUUAUCUUUCUUCGCACAGCUACGACUUUGAAGUUAUCAGAGACUUUGACCGUGAGAAAACGACAACACCUGAGCCUAAAUACUAUAGCCAGGCAGAAGGUGCAAUUACACGAGAAGAGGAAAUAGAAGAAGAAGAAGGCAACAUUGACUCAUUUGAGCCAGAGGUUCUUGAUCUUAUGAAACAGAUAAACUAUAACCCGCGUCAGCAAGUCUCAGAGGUCAGCAAGGCUGAGGGUGGGGAUGCCAAGAAUGCACAUCCUGACGAUAACAUGGAGCUAGAGUUUGAGCAAGGGUUAAUAGACACAUACGCUGAUCUUUUCCCGGAGUUGAACCCUGGUGAUUAUUUCAACUUUGAGUGUGAGUUUGCAAAGGGGUUUGAUUCAGAUGAUGAUUGCAAUCUCCAGAGUCUAGCUGCUACUGAUUUGGACAUUGAUGGACUAGAGGAAGGGGAGAUCGUUGAAUAGAUGGCCAUCGUUCAAUAAAGUUCUCCCAGUGGAACAUUUUUGGGCACCAAGGAGCCUGAACUGAGCUCCCUGGUUGAAGCACAUUGGCUAUUGUUUGUAUCAUUAAAAGCUUUUACCGAACUAGGUAGCCAAUCCUUUUGAUUGCAGAACUAGUCAUAGACGUUUUUAGUUUGAGAACUAGUAGUCUAGUGUGUUUAAUUAGUUAUUACAUUCGAUAUUAUUUAGUUGAUGUAAGAGAACGCCUUCUUAACUUUUUGUUUAUUCUC
Messenger RNA from Brassica rapa (field mustard), 1496 nucleotides. RefSeq names its product box C/D snoRNA protein 1. The record is from RefSeq and is a predicted model, not a curated record. Gene Ontology annotation, cellular component: pre-snoRNP complex; nucleus. Gene Ontology annotation, biological process: maturation of LSU-rRNA from tricistronic rRNA transcript (SSU-rRNA, 5.8S rRNA, LSU-rRNA); snoRNA localization; box C/D snoRNP assembly. Lineage: Eukaryota; Viridiplantae; Streptophyta; Magnoliopsida; Brassicales; Brassicaceae.